GGAUAAGUUUUAUCCAUGAAUGAAUAAUACUUCGGUAAUUUCCGUAAUCAGCAGAUGGAAAGAAAAGUUCGCAUAGCUACAAAGAAAACAGGACGUUGCCAGAGUUUCAGGCUUUGAUUUUGGCUAAAGCUUUAAUAUAUCGGUUAGAGCAUGAAAGAGGGGGAUCAAGAUGCCAGCCUGGCAGAUGGCAAAAUUCAGUUUCAGGUUAAUGCAGGAAUGACGGCGACCAGUCAGGCAACUCCAGCAACGCCAACGAUACAACCUCUUGCGCUUGGGAAUCUGCCUUUAGCUGGCAUGCAGCAGGGAGGCUUCAUACUGCAAAAUCCAUUUGCACAGCCUGCAACUGUGAUUCCAGCAGUAUCAAGUCCGCUACAGGGUAACAUUCAGUUAUCAACAGCCGAUCUGCAGCAGUUGCAGCAACAAAUCCAGCUACAAAUUCAACAACAACAACAGUUGCAGCAGCUACAACAACAGCAGCAGCAGCUUCAGCAGCAACAACAGCAAACAGCACAGUCACAGGCUGUUACAGCUCUGCAAACUCUGCAACAACAGGCAGUAGCUCAGUCACAGAGUCAAGCCCAGGCCAGUACAGCUUCUAUUCAGGCUGCCCAGCUUCCCACAGUAGCCGGCAUGCAACAGAUACUGUUGGUAAAUCCAUCACAGUUAACAACACUUCAACCACAGUUCAUGAUACAGCCUGCAGCAGGUGUGGGUGGUUUCCUGUUACCCGGCUUAGCCACAGCAGUUCCGGCAUCGUUGACCCAACCUGCGACCCCUAUGAAGCUUACCACGGUCCAGUCAUUGGCUAGCACACCGGUCACUCCUACACAGCUCAUCUCUACCUCGGCAGCACAGGCAUUGAAUGUGGGAGACAAUGUUACAAAAACAGAGAGUCACAAUCCAGUGUCGACAGAACUGAAUACAGAUAUAUCUACAUCAGGGUUGCCUCCACUCUUAGCUCCGGAAGAAAACAUUGACUUAGAGGAGUUGGAACAGUUUGCAAAAUCAUUUAAAAGAAGGAGAAUAGAACUUGGUUUCACUCAGGGAGAUGUUGGACUAGCCAUGGGCAAGUUAUACGGAAAUGACUUCAGUCAGACAACAAUAUCACGAUUUGAAGCUUUAAAUCUCAGUUUUAAAAAUAUGUGCAAAUUAAAACCAUUGCUAAGUAAAUGGUUAGAGGACGCUAACACAGUGAGCUCUAGCCAAGCACCGGAAGCUGACGGCGACAGUGAUCCCAUGACGCCGGAAUCUAUUGCCAGGCGGCGGAAAAAACGAACAAGCAUAGAGACAACAAUACGUGUUACUUUAGAAAAAAGUUUUCUGAACAAUCCCAAACCAAAUGGGGAAGAAAUUUCUAUAUUAGCAGAAAGUUUACAUAUGGAAAAGGAAGUUAUACGCGUGUGGUUUUGUAACAGACGACAAAAAGAAAAACGCAUUAAUCCGUCAACAUCGUUUUCACAAAUGCAAAUGAUAAGUCAGUUUAAUGUUGCUACGGCCAACGGGACUUCUUCGUCAGUGUCAGGAUCGGCAACAUCCGGAUCAGUUUCAUCAUCAACGGUAACAUUAACAGGAAUUCCUGCUCAAGGAUUACUUCCAAUGUCAACUGCCAACUCACCAACUAAAGGAUCAAAUUUAUUGACUAUUACCCCAUCAAAUUUAUCUAAUGUUCUUACUGUGCUGCCAUCUAGUGUGGAACAGAAAUCAGGUUCAUUAACUCUUCCUACAUCCGUGCCAGGACAAAGUGUUCUUGUGACUAAUAUAAAUGGCCAGACUCUCCUGAAAUCGUAACCUUUAUUCUGAGACAGUUGACUAUGUAUUUAAAAAUAAAAGAAUUUUUAGCAUA
This is a messenger RNA of Mercenaria mercenaria, 1843 nucleotides long. RefSeq names its product POU domain, class 2, transcription factor 3L-like. Bases 151 to 1788 code for a protein of 545 amino acids. The record is from RefSeq and is a predicted model, not a curated record. Lineage: Eukaryota; Metazoa; Mollusca; Bivalvia; Venerida; Veneridae. Gene Ontology annotation, biological process: regulation of transcription by RNA polymerase II. Gene Ontology annotation, molecular function: RNA polymerase II cis-regulatory region sequence-specific DNA binding; DNA-binding transcription factor activity, RNA polymerase II-specific. The transcript has 8 exons.